Molecule: messenger RNA, 1549 nt
Organism: Vitis riparia (riverbank grape)
Lineage: Eukaryota; Viridiplantae; Streptophyta; Magnoliopsida; Vitales; Vitaceae
Exons: 5
Coding region: 349-1407 (352 amino acids)
Source: RefSeq, a predicted model, not a curated record
AGAGCACUGGUGCAGCUAACUUCAACAACACUCAAAACUUGUAGUUGGGGUUGACUUGUGCUCCACCCACCUACUGUCACUCCCCCCACAGCCCAAGAGAGAAUUCAAUUAUUUUCGUAAUUGGUUAUUAAAUUUUCAGCUUUACAUUUCAUGAACUGUUUGAACUUGCAGAAAGUUUUUAUUUCUUCCUUUUCUACACUCGAAGAAAGGCUGAUAGUCAGGUACCAGCUAGAAGUCAGAAAAUGAUCUUAUGACUGCUCCAAGGCUUUUUCUAUAAUAAGCCCCCUUCAACCCCCAGAAAAGUAAUUGUAAAUUUCUGUAGAGAGCAAGGAGCAGUGCUAUUCAGGGAUGCUGGCUGUGGCAGCUCUGGUGCUGGGGGUGGGUGUUCUGGUAUGGGCAUAUCAAGCAGUGACCCCUCCGCCUCCAAAGAUAUGUGGCUCUCCGAAUGGCCCGCCUGUUACUUCACCAAGAAUCAAGCUCAGUGAUGGAAGGUAUCUGGCUUACAAAGAGAGAGGCGUUCCUAAGGAACAGGCUAAAUAUAAAGUCAUCCUCGUUCAUGGCUUUGAUAGCUCCAAAGACAUCUAUUUGCCAUUAUCUCAGGAUCUGAUUGAUGAGCUGGGUCUAUACCUUGUGACAUAUGACAGAGCUGGGUACGGAGAAAGUGAUCCAAACCCAAAGCGGUCAGUGAAGAGCGAAGCAUUCGAUCUGCAGGAACUUGCUGAUCAGUUAGAGCUAGGCCCCAAGUUUCAUGUGAUUGGGAUCUCCCUUGGAACUUACAGCAUUUGGGCUUGCCUCAAAUACAUACCACACAGGCUGGCUGGUGUGGCUCUAGUAGUUCCUGUCAUCAAUUACUGGUGGCCAUCUUUUCCUUCAGAACUCUCCUCCAAGAACUACAAGAAACAAUUGGCCAGGGAUCAAUGGAAGCUUGGCAUUGCACACCAUACUCCUGGACUAACAUACUGGUGGCUGACCCAGAAGUGGUUCCCUUCAUCAUCCAUCUUGGAGAGACACCCAAUAAUUUUCAGCGAACAAGAUGUAGAAAUCAUACAGACAAUAUCAAAGAUUCCAAUGCCAGAUGAGCAUAAGAUACGACAACAAGGUGUUUAUGAGUCCCUUCAUCGAGACAUUAUGGUGCAUUUUGGAAAGUGGGAUUUCGACCCAAUGGAACUGAAAAAUCCCUUCCCUAACAAUGAGGGAUCUGUUCACCUCUGGCAAGGCCACAAAGACUCGCUCGUGCCAUUUGAAAUGCAACGAUACCUCGCCCAGAAGCUACCUUGGAUUCAGUAUCAUGAACUCCCUGAUAGUGGCCACUUGAUCAUUCAUCACAACAAGCUGUGUGAAGCCAUCUUCAGGUCACUUUUGCUAGGAGAAGAAUGCUCUGUCUCCCAAAAUGGUGUUCCGCAUUGAUCCAACCAACUACUACAAGCCUGUUUUUUCAUAAAUUGACAAUUCUGCUCUGCAUUUGUAUUUGGAAAUAUCUGAAGGCUUGGACUCUUGAGCAUUGUAUAUUUGUUUGGUUGUGCAAUUUUCUGGGUGUUUUUUUAUCCAA